GCUGAGGCGGAGGAGCCGCCGCCAUUUCGGUGUCGCUGCGAGCGGGGCCGGGGCAGCGCUGAGGGGGCGGCGAUGGAUCCCGGAGCCCGCCCGGGCGGCGGCGGCGUCCCGGGGCAGUCCCGCGAGUACAAACUGGUGAUGCUGGGCGCGGGAGGCGUCGGCAAGAGCGCCAUGACCAUGCAGUUCAUCAGUCACCGCUUCCCAGAGGAUCACGAUCCCACCAUCGAGGAUGCCUAUAAAAUCCGGAUCCGCAUCGAUGACGAGCCUGCCAACCUGGAUAUUUUGGACACAGCAGGACAGGCAGAGUUCACAGCCAUGAGGGACCAGUACAUGAGGGCAGGAGAAGGUUUCAUCAUCUGCUACUCCAUCACGGACCGGCGCAGCUUCCACGAGGUGCGCGAGUUCAAGCAGCUCAUCUACCGCGUGCGCCGCACCGACGACACCCCCGUGGUGCUGGUGGGCAACAAGUCUGACCUGACCCAGCUGCGCCAGGUGUCCAAGGAGGAAGGCUCUGCCCUGGCCAGGGAAUUCAGCUGCCCCUUCUUUGAGACGUCGGCCGCGUUCCGCUACUACAUCGACGACGUGUUCCACGCGCUGGUGCGCGAGAUCCGCCGCAAGGAGAAGGAGGCCGUGAUGGCCAUGGAGAAGAAAUCCAAGCCCAAAAGCAGCGUCUGGAAAAGACUCAAGUCCCCCUUUAGGAGGAAGAAGGAUUCAGUCACUUGAACAGCAAACUCCUCUGCAGAACAGGACAAAAGCUGUGACCUUUUGUAGCCAGAGGAGCUCGGUGACGACGCUGAGGGGACGUGUGACGCCUGAGGGGACUUUGUGAGGGAGGGAAUGCCUAACCCUGCCAAGUUGUUUUUGUUUAGAACCAUGUUGCCUUGAUUCUGGGUGUUGAACUUCACACCCAGUGACAGUUGUACUUUGUUUGUUGUCAUUUCUUUUACUGGACCCAGCAGGUGUUGGCCACCAGGGCCCAUGGGUUGGUGGCUCUGCACUUUGGAGUGUUUGUCCUUGGUCACAGCAACCUGGGAGCUGAACUGUGCAAAACAUUCCUGGAGCUGGACCCAGCCUCACUGAAUCUGUGGUUUUCCCAGUUGGAAAAGAGGAUUUUGCUGCUCUCCACAACAACAGCCCACAGUGUGAGAGGCUGAACAAAGUGUCAUGGCCUUGGAGGUCACCGAAUUUCUUGGCUGGAAUUUCUCGUGCCCUCUCGGAGCGGAUUUCUUUCCAGGAAAAUGGACGUGGAAUCCUUGUGUGUGCAACUUCAUCCAAGUGAUCGGUGCUGUAGGUGGGAUGUGAACAAGCCAGAAUCCCAGAAUCAUUUCAGCUGGAAA
Molecule: messenger RNA, 1337 nt
Organism: Camarhynchus parvulus
Lineage: Eukaryota; Metazoa; Chordata; Aves; Passeriformes; Thraupidae
Gene: RIT1
Product: Ras like without CAAX 1
Exons: 5
Coding region: 73-723 (216 amino acids)
Biological process (GO): Ras protein signal transduction
Cellular component (GO): plasma membrane
Molecular function (GO): GDP binding; GTPase activity; GTP binding
Source: RefSeq, a predicted model, not a curated record